CUUUUUCUUUUGUUCCAGGAUUCCAGAGGCGCUGCUUCUCUGUUGAAGGAUACUAUCCCAAUUAUUGACUUUUCGGCUUCAGGAUCAUUUGAAGGUUAUGAUCUUCUGCGUAGAGGUUUUACAAAUGUGAAAAGUGAAUUGCUGCCCAGCCACCCGCUGGAGCUGAUAGAAAAAAAUUUCCAGUUAAAUCAAGAUAAAACAAACUUUGCGACGCUGAGAAAUAUUCAAGGACUCCAUGCACCUUUAAAGCUGCAGAUGGAAUUCAGAGCAGUGAAACAGGUCCAGCGCCUCCCCUUUCUUCACAGCUCAAACUUAGCACUGGAUACUCUGAGGGGAAAUGAUGGAUCCAUCAGUUUUGAAGAUAUCCUUAAUGAUCCUUCACAGAGUGAGGUUAUGGGAGAACCGCACAUGAUGAUGGAAUAUAAGCUUGGUUUAUUGUAACAAAAUGUACUCCACCAAAAUGUUUUGUGUGUGUCUAUAUACUGCAAAUCUAAAUACAUGGUACCCUAAACACACUGACGCUCACAGUGUUAAGUAGUCCUACAGUUAUUAUUUGCCUUCCUUGAUGAAAAGGCACAUUAAAUGUUUAAAUUCUACAAA
Molecule: messenger RNA, 600 nt
Organism: Pezoporus occidentalis (night parrot)
Lineage: Eukaryota; Metazoa; Chordata; Aves; Psittaciformes; Psittacidae
Gene: POMP
Product: proteasome maturation protein
Exons: 5
Biological process (GO): proteasome assembly
Cellular component (GO): cytoplasm; nucleus
Source: RefSeq, a predicted model, not a curated record